Molecule: messenger RNA, 2927 nt
Organism: Nycticebus coucang (slow loris)
Lineage: Eukaryota; Metazoa; Chordata; Mammalia; Primates; Lorisidae
Gene: SPART
Product: spartin
Exons: 9
Coding region: 434-2449 (671 amino acids)
Biological process (GO): negative regulation of BMP signaling pathway; cell division
Cellular component (GO): plasma membrane
Source: RefSeq, a predicted model, not a curated record
UUACCAUAUGGAUACAGACAUACAGACUUUAAACACACACACACACACCACUGAAACUUAAAACACAUCGUGUAAACGGACUUUGGAGGUCAACUGUCCUACGGACACGGUAGUCACAAAGGUUAGCUCCAGAAGAGCUGAGGGAAGAAUCAGCCUUUGUUCUCCCUCGUGCAUUGUGCCCAGGGCGCCCUCUACCGGCCACAGGCUCUCCCUGCCCACGUCCUCUCCCCUCCUGAGGCCUCGGAUUUCGCAGGGGGAAAAAGUUGCGCAGGCGCCGGGCGGCCGACGCGGGCACGGGAGGCCCAGGUAGGGGUCCGCGCUAAGCCGCUGACUAGAGCCUUUCUUCCUCGCUCCUUUUCAUCCUCUAUAGAGUUUUACGGUGACUCCCGGGUUCGAAGCGGACUGACGUCCUCCCCUGCACCAUUUAGAAGAAAUGGAGCAAGAGCCACAAAAUGGAGAACCUGCUGAAAUUAAGAUUAUCAGAGAAGCGUACAAGAAGGCGUUUGUAUUUGUUAAUAAAGGACUGAAUACAGAUGAAUUAGGUCAGAAGGAAGAAGCAAAGAACUACUACAAGCAGGGAAUAGGGCACUUGCUCAGAGGAAUCAGCAUUUCCUCGACAGACCCUGAGCACACAGGCCCUGGGUGGGAAUCUGCUAGACAGAUGCAGCAGAAGAUGAAGGAGACACUACAGAAUGUGCGCACCAGGCUAGAAAUCCUAGAGAAGGGUCUUGCUACUUCCUUAUGGAAUGAUCUUCAGGAUGUGCCCAAGUUAUAUCCAGAAUUUCCACCUAAAAACACGCAUGAAAAGUCACCAGAACCGCAGUCGCUUAGUUCGCCACCUCAGCACACUGAAAUAAAUGGAAACACUCCAGCUACAAGUGCAGGGGCAGUGGCUGCACCUGCUUCUCUGUCCUUACCGUCUCAAAGCUGUCCAGCAGAAGCGCCUCCUGCUUACACUCCUCAGGCUGCUGAGGGUCACUACACUGUAUCCUAUGGAACAGAGUCUGGGGAGUUUUCAUCAGUUGGAGAAGACUUUUACCGGAAUCAUUCUCAGCCACCUCCUCUUGAGACUUUAGGGCUAGAUGCAGAUGAGUUGAUUUUAAUACCAAAUGGAGUACAGAUUUUUUUUGUAAAUCCUGCAGGGGAGGUUAGUGCACCUUCAUAUCCUGGGUACCUUCGAAUCGUGAGGUUCUUGGAUAAUUCUCUUGAUACAGUUCUAAACCGUCCUCCAGGGUUUCUUCAGGUUUGUGACUGGUUGUAUCCUCUAGUUCCUGAUAGAUCCCCUGUUCUGAAAUGUACUGUGGGAGCCUACAUGUUUCCUGAUACAAUGUUACAGGCAGCAGGAUGCUUUGUCGGGGUCGUGUUGUCCUCUGGGAUACCAGAAGAUGAUAGGGAACUCUUUGAGGAUCUGUUAAGACAAAUGUCUGACCUUCGUCUCCAGGCCAACUGGAACAGAGCAGAAGAAGAAAAUGAAUUCCAGAUCCCUGGAAGAACUAGACACCCCUCUGACCAGGCGAAGGAAGCCUCUGGCACCGAUGUGAGACAGUCGGGUGUUUCACUGGACCAUGGCAAUAAGGAUGUGCGUCAUAAAGGAAAACGUGGGAAAAAGGUUAAAGAUUCUUCAAGUGAAGAAGUUAAUCUGAGUCACAUUGUUCCCUAUGAGCCAGUUUCAGAAGAAAAAGCAAAAGAAUUACCUGAAUGGAGUGAGAAAAUGGCUCAAAAUAUUUUGUCAGGUGCCUCCUGGGUGAGUUGGGGAUUAGUCAAAGGUGCUGAAUUUACUGGCAGAGCAAUCCAGAAAGGUGCUUCUAAACUCCGAGAACGGAUUCAACCAGAAGAGAAACCAGUGGAAGUUAGUCCAGCUGUCUCCAGAGGACUUUAUAUAGCGAAGCAAGCCACAGGAGGAGCAGCAAAAGUCAGUCAGUUCCUGGUUGAUGGAGUUUGCACUGUAGCAAAUUGUGUUGGAAAAGAACUAGCUCCGCACGUCAAGAAGCAUGGAAGCAAACUUGUUCCAGAAUCUCUUAAAAAAGACAAAGAUGGGAAAUCUCCCCUGGAUGGUGCUAUGGUUGUAGCAGCGAGUAGUGUUCAAGGAUUUUCUACUGUCUGGCAGGGAUUGGAAUGUGCAGCUAAAUGCAUUGUUAACAAUGUUUCAGCAGAAACCGUACAGACUGUCAAGUACAAAUAUGGGCACACUGCUGGAGAAGCUACACACAACGCAGUGGAUUCUGCCGUCAACGUUGGCGUCACUGCCUAUAACAUCAACAACAUUGGUAUCAAAGCCAUGGUGAAGAAAACUGCAACACAAACAGGACACACUCUGCUUGAGGACUACCAAAUAGUGGAUAAUUCCCAGAGGGAAAGUCAAGGAGCAGCAAGUGUAAGCAUGAGAGGGGAGAAGGAUGAGCAGAUGAGGAAAGGAAAGAAGAAUGAGGCAAAGAAGAAAGAUAAAUGAUGGAAGUGCUGGGACUAACCUAUACCAAAGCCUUACGAGAUUGAUGAGAUUUUGUUCAACAGGUAAAUGGGGAAUUCUCCACAGAUAGAACCAGUGUUUUUUAAAAGUAUUCAUUCCUACAAAGUGACUGAUGAAUUUUAUGGCAUGUGUUCAGCUUAAAAACAGAAGAAUUGGUAUUCUUGGCAUCUAGCCUUUAGAAAUAUGCAGUUAUAUUCUCAAUAAGUUUAUUUUUUUCCAAACGUAGCUAAAAUAUUUUUGCAGUUAAAAUAAAGCUAAUAUGUGCUAUAAGCCUCAUUAAAUCUAACAUUAAAGUAUUUCUAUAUCUGUUAUCUUUCAGAAAACUAAGUAGGAAAUUAUAUAUUUACUUAAAAUUUGGCAUUUAGUAACCUUAGUUCUAUUUGUACCGGGAAGGAAGGAAUUAAAAUAAUGUCUUCUCUUUUGCACUAAUUGUGGAUUCUUUUUUAGAUGCUCAUCAAAA